This is a messenger RNA of Arvicanthis niloticus (Nile rat), 1848 nucleotides long. RefSeq names its product insulin like growth factor binding protein 6 (gene Igfbp6). The record is from RefSeq and is a predicted model, not a curated record. NCBI's taxonomy places the organism in Eukaryota, Metazoa, Chordata, Mammalia, Rodentia, Muridae. Gene Ontology annotation, biological process: regulation of insulin-like growth factor receptor signaling pathway. Gene Ontology annotation, cellular component: extracellular region. Gene Ontology annotation, molecular function: insulin-like growth factor I binding; fibronectin binding; insulin-like growth factor II binding.
GGAGGGAGGGAAAAGCCUGGUGGACCCAGGUGGGUGGCCCUCCAGUCCACCCAGUUAAGGGACUGCCCUCUGCCUUCUUCCCCUCCCCCUUCACCUGGCUUUUAAGGGGCCGGGCCCAGACUUCUGAGUCUUAAAGAGGAGCAGCGGCCCACAGCAGCUGCACUAGAUUCUCUGGAAGGAGUGCACAGGGCAAAAACUCUGACCAUGACCUGGGACGGGCUACCCACGCAGCCGCUGCUGAUGUUGCUAACGCUGUUGUUCGCUGCGGGCUCAAGGUCCGCCUUAGCGGAGUGCCCCGGCUGUGGGCCAGGGGUGCAGACUGGCUGUCGCGGGGGCUGUGUGGGGGAGGAAGACGCGGGGUCGCCUACAGAUGGCUGUACAGAAGCUGGAGGCUGUCUCAGGAGAGAGGGGCAACCGUGCGGGGUCUACAUCCCUAAGUGCGCCCCAGGUCUGCAGUGCCAACCCCGAGAGAACGAAGAGACACCUUUACGGGCACUGCUGAUCGGCCAGGGCCGCUGUCAACGCGCCAGAGGGCCGUCGGAGGAGACUACAAAGGAGAGCAAACCCCAUGGAGGUGGAUCCCGCCAACGUGACACGAGCCACAGAGACCGGCAGAAGAAUCCACGGACCUCUGUGGCCCCUAUAAGGCCCAAUCCUGUUCAAGAUAGUGAGAUGGGCCCCUGCCGCAGACACUUGGAUUCAGUACUGCAGCAGCUCCAGACUGAGGUAUUCCGAGAGGGAGCCCGCGGGCUCUAUGUGCCAAACUGUGACCUCAGAGGCUUCUACCGAAAGCAGCAGUGCCGUUCCUCGCAGGGGAAUCGCCGUGGUCCCUGCUGGUGUGUGGACCCAAUGGGCCAGCCUUUGCCAGUGUCUCCAGAUGGCCAAGGAAACUCUCAGUGCUCUGCCAGGAGCAGUGGGUGAAGCCCAGCGGGAGCCUCAAAGACACCGGCAGGAACACAGGGCUGUCAUCUGAGCUACAUGUAAAGUGAUGAAUAUCUGUGCCCCAAGACCCACCUUCAGGCCCCGCCCCAUUGUCCCUGUCACCCUUGGGCCAUUACACAGCUACUUAGAAAGAUUGUUGUUCAUUACCCUGGUGUACUCAGUGCUGUAUGUGUUACUGUUCUGUGUUGCUGUUUUAUGCCUUCAUAUUCAUCUUAGCAAAAUAUGGAAAUCUGUAAAGGAAAAAAAAAACCCUAUGAUCUUUAAAAACAAAACACCUCCUGCCCUUCCGCGCAGGGGCCAUGCUAAUCUUCUCUGUAUCGUUCCAACUUUAGUAUAUGUGCUGCCGAAGCGAGCACGCCCCUCCCCUUCUGUAGCAGGAAACAAAUUGCUUGUUCUUGAGAAGUUUCCCGUCAGGAAUUUAGUAGAAGCAGGUAUACUUCUAUCUUUUGUUACCGUUUCCAAACAAUGUACUUUGAAUCAGAAUCACUCCUUACUUUUCAUAUACUUCCAAUGUUCUCCACCACAUUAGUGAUCAGAAGUGAGGUGUAACUCCCCAGCCCCUGCCCGCAAGAGCUAAGUAGGAUCUGACUGUAAGUUGAAGGAAGUCCUGCCCUAACUCAUAGAUUUCGAAGAAUGAACUGCUGUUGGGUCUGAUUGACUGUUGAUGUAUUGUGGUGUGGCGUAUUCAGAGACUAUUGAAUGCAACUUACAAUGCUUAAUAAAAACUUUGUUCUUUUAGUAUAAAAAGAUAAAGAAAGGAAGAAAGAAAGAAAGGAAGAAAGAAAGGAAGAAAGGAAGGAAGGAAGGAAGGAAGGAAGGAAGGAAGAAAGAAAGAAAGAAAGAAAGAAAGAAAGAAAGAAAGGUUGUUGUUGGCUGUGCUAAUAAAGCCGCAUUGGGGGAAGCUUA